Messenger RNA from Haemonchus placei, 1761 nucleotides. NCBI's taxonomy places the organism in Eukaryota, Metazoa, Nematoda, Chromadorea, Rhabditida, Trichostrongylidae. The record is from the annotation of a GenBank genome assembly.
AUGUUCCUGGUUUUUCAGGUACCGAAAGAACCAGCAAAAUGGAGAGGCGUGAUGAAUGCAACUCAAUUCAGUGCAUUAUGUGUUCAACGAAUGGACUCUUUGGCUACUGAUCCAGAGAGACAUGCUGCUCACUUUUCCGAAGAUUGCUUAUAUUUGAACGUUUUCUCGCCAACACCCUACCAGUACACCAACGACACUUAUCCAGUCGUGGUGUUCAUACAUGGAGGCGACUUCCAGUCUGGAGGAGGUAGCGACUACUCACAGCAAGCGAUUCUUGACAAUUUUGUCUCGCGGAAAAUUAUUUUCGUUACUUUCAACUACAGACUCGGACCACUCGGAUUUCUGUCUACUGGUGACAAAAUUCUACCAGGAAACGUCGGACUUUGGGACCAGAUAUGGGCGCUAAAAUGGGUCAAGCUCAAUGCUGAAGUGUUCGGAGGGGACCCUUCAAACAUACUUCUAAUGGGUUCGGGAAGCGGAGCAGCGUGCGCCUCAAUUUUGGCGCUAUCACCGAGAGCUGAAGGACUCUUUCACAAAGUCUUGCUGAUGUCUGGAACAGCACUGCAGCCUGGAGUUGUUCGCGAUACAGCUAUAAAUGCAACAUGGGCUCUCAAUGAGAAAAUGCAGUGCAGAUCCUUCAAUUCUUCCGAGCUCUUGGAUUGCUUCAGAAAAAGAAUGAGAGAAGAGAUUCUCGAUUAUAAGAGAUUGCAUUGGGACGAUUAUCAGGAGUUCGUUCCUGUUGUCGACGGACCUGGUGGGGUAAUACCAGACGUGCCUGAAGAUUUGGCUCAGCACAGAAGAAAAAUGCCGAUGAUGAUUGGAACAACGCGUGAUGAAAGUUCUCUACGAAUAUUGAUACUGAACGAGAAGAACGUCAACUUUAGCGCGUUGAACAGUCCAAUGGCCGAAAAGCUGGCGGACAAUCUCACCUUAGGCUACAAACAAUUUCAAAAUCAUCGUCUUAUUGCGGAAGGCUGUAAAGCUCAGUAUGUAUGGACGAAAGUGGAUCCAUCCAUGUCCGGCAAUAUUUUGUUUGAUUCAGUACUAAAGAUGUACUCCCAUUUCUGGUAUGAUGCACCUGCUUCUCGAUUAGCUACCUAUUACGUCAAACAAAAUGCACCAGUCUUCCUCUACUCCUUUGAUCACGUUAGCGAAAACUUCUAUGAUCUUGACCGAGCAUUUCACGGUGCUGACAAGCUACACUUAUUCAAUAUCACUCCUCGUUUUCUUAUUAGGCGUCGAGAUAGGAACUGGCAGCUCGAUCAAAGAGUUGUCGAAAUUUUUGCCGACUUAAUCGUAAACUUUGCACGACACGGGCAUUUCGGCACCCAGUUUCACCCACUUCAGCUACGGGUCGAACUCCGUAUUUCGCCUACAGGUGUUUCCCGGGUCAACGAAGUUGACUUGACAGUAUCGCAUAGAUGGAAGCAGUUGAGUCAUCCAACACCUGAAAAUUCCGGAUUUCCCUUCAACUGGACGUCGACAAACGCGCAGGAACUGAAUUAUUUGUCUAUUACGGAUAGCCCUACAAUGGAAGUUGGCUUCCGUUGGCAAGGCCACGUAUUCUGGAACUGGUACGCUCGUUCAUUAGACGCCGUUGAUGUGGGCAAUUUGCAGCGGAUUGCUCAACUCGACAGAGAUGUUGGAAAUUGGCAGUUUGCCACUGCGAUGCUGUCGUUCUGUUCACUGUUUUUCUUCGCAAUCCUUGUUGGUCUAGCUUGUUACUGUACACGAAAGGAAUCUGAUGACGACGAGCUGUAA